This is a messenger RNA of Petromyzon marinus (sea lamprey), 2608 nucleotides long. RefSeq names its product ectonucleoside triphosphate diphosphohydrolase 8-like. Gene Ontology annotation, cellular component: plasma membrane. The record is from RefSeq and is a predicted model, not a curated record. Gene Ontology annotation, biological process: nucleoside diphosphate catabolic process. Gene Ontology annotation, molecular function: UDP phosphatase activity; GDP phosphatase activity; ribonucleoside triphosphate phosphatase activity. Lineage: Eukaryota; Metazoa; Chordata; Hyperoartia; Petromyzontiformes; Petromyzontidae.
UACGACGAGGAGGAGGAGGGGGAGGAAUAGGAGGGAGGAGGAACCCCGCGCGGCUCCGGGGCUCAUGACGUCACGAUUGGUUACCGUUGCUAAAAAAUAAAAAAAACCUCAAAAACAAAAACGCGCGCGAAGGGAGGGGGAGAGAGAGAAGGGAGAGAGAGAGAAGGGAGAGAGACAAGGGAGAGAGACAAGGGAGAGAGACAAGGGAGAGAGAGAGAGAAGGCUCCGUUGGGAGACGCGCGGUGUGGGACGCGUGAGUUGGGCCGAGGCGAGGAGCUCCCACGCACCGCAAGAGGACCCCGUCUCCCCCGAGUCGGCUACCGCAAUCAAGGCCUCGCAGGAAGUGUCCCGUGGGGCUCCGGGGUCCCCGCAGUUCGUCCAGGUGUUGACGACGAGAGUCAAAGGGACGCAAAGGGAGCGCAAAGGGAUAGUUCGCCAUGGGGAUCGAGUCUGCGCUGCGUGCGCGCCCGCGCCUCUGGCGCGCCGCGGGCCUCGCGCUCUUCGUGCUGGGGGUCACGGGCCUCGUGGCGCUCUUCGUGUCGUGGAACGCGAGCAAAGCUGUGCCCCAAGUUCCGCUCAAGUACGGCGUGGUGCUGGACGCGGGCUCCUCGCACACCAAGGUGACCCUGUACCAGUGGCCGGCGGAUAAGGAGAACGGCACGGGGGUCGUGAGCCAGACCACCGACUGCUCUGUUGAAGGCCCCGGGAUCUCGAGCUACGCGCACGCCCCUGCGGGCGCGGGCCGCUCCCUGGGCCCGUGCCUCAGGGCCCUGGCCGCGCGCGUCCCCGCGGAGCGGCGCGCGGAGAGCCCCGCGUUCCUGGGAGCCACGGCCGGGAUGCGCCUCCUCGAACUGCAGGACCCAGUGGCGACCGAGCAGAUCCUGGCGUCGGUGAGGGACGCCCUGCGGCGCUCCGAGUUCAGCUUCAGGGAGGCGCGGAUCUUGACGGGCGAGGAGGAGGGCGCGUGCGGCUGGGUCACGGUCAACUACCUCAAGGGCAACUUCCUCCAGAGUCCCGACGCGUCGUGGGUGGCGAGCGCCAUGCGCUGGUGGCGCCCGGAGCCGCUGGUGACGCACGGCGCUCUGGACCUGGGGGGCGCCUCCACGCAGAUCUCGUUCGUGCCGCGGGACCCGCCCCGGCGCGACGCCUCGUCCUUCCGCCUCUUCGGCUCCGACUACGCCGUGUACACCCACAGCUUCCUGUGCUACGGCCGCGACCAGGCCAGCCUGGCGCUGCUGCGCACGGUUAUCGAAGCCGCGCGGGGGAAUGACACGGUGCUGAACCCGUGCUACAACGCGGGCUACAGCCGCUCCGUGCGCCUCGCGGACGUCUACGGCGGCAGCUGCACGCGAGCGCCGUACCCGGGCGGCGGCACGUGGGUCCCGGCGGCGAACACCACGGUCACCCUGGUGGGCACGGGCGACGCGGCGCAGUGCCUGCAGGCCGUGCGCCGCAUCUUCAACUUCUCGGCGUGUGACAACAACCCCGAGUGCUCCUUCAACGGCGUCUACCAGCCACCCGUGGAAGGCGGCUUCAUGGCGUUCGCCGGGUUCUACUUCACCAUGCAGAGCCUGAACCUGACGCACGGAGACGGCACGGCAAGCGUCGCCACCUUCAACUCCAAACUGGCCACUGCGUGCUCGCGCACCUGGGCACAGGCGCAGCAGGCGAACCCGGGCGUUCGCGAGGACCGGCUGCGCGCCGUCUGCUUCAACGGACACUACGUGCAGAGCCUCCUGCUGGACGGCUACGGCUUCACGGAGGAAAGCUUCGCCCAAAUCCGCUUCCUCAAAAGCAUCCAAGGCAGCAGCCUGGGUUGGACCCUGGGCUACAUGCUCAACCAGACCAACAUGGUGCCGGCGGUCCGGCCGCCCAGGGGCUCCUUCCUGCCCGUGGGCGCCUUGUCGACGCUGCUGCUGCUCUUCUGCCUGCUCCUCCUCGCCUCCCUCGCCAUCUGCUUCGUCCUCGUCCGCCGCGGCAGCAGCAGCAAGCGCCGCGCGGAGGCGGGCGGCGCCGAGGCGGCGACGAUGAGCUCCACCGUCGUGUCGUGAGGUGGUCGGGGCGCACCCCCCCCCUCACCACCAGCAGCCCGUGGCGUCGGUCGGGGGGCAAAGGGGGGGGGGGGGGGUUCGCGCAACGGGGCAGUGCGGUGGUGCGUGGGUUGAGGACCGGUGGCGGUUCGGCGGCCCCGAGGAGCGGCGAUUCGAAGGCACGACGACGACGACCUGCAGCUUCAGGCAUUAACUAGACCGGGCAGUGUAUGGGAAAGCAGGCUUUGAGACAAAAUUAAGAACAAAACGCAUAAAUUAGAUGACGCUUUCUAGCGCGCGUUUGUCUUGGGACGUAUUUAAUAAGCAGCACGGAAGCCGACGGCGGAUAGGCUUUCAAAUAUGAAAAUGCAUUUUCACGUUUUGCAAGCAUUCGAUCCAACACGUUUGUUACACGGAAAAAGCUGCUUUGGCAGGUACCCCAGCUAGGUUUACAAAGGCUAACUGUGGUGAAUAACCAUUAUCGAUGUUUGGUUUUCUCUCAGGCAAGUCCACAACUUUACACGAAAAGUUUCGUUCACGGUGGAAUCAUCUCUACGAGGGGUUAUCGCCCCCCCCCC